UGCUCUUUUCCACGAGUUGUGUACAGAGGCUCACAUACACUGACACACAUAUACACAGAGAGCGAGGGGGCGAGAGAGACAUACACACACACACACACACAGUAUCUGAGGUAGUUGUUUUGCGAAGAGCAGGUGUCCUCCUGUCUCACAAACCUUCAGCACUGCUCCUGCCUAUCUUGAUCAAACUGUGGACUUCCAAGUGGAGGGAAGGAGGGAAAGAAUGAGGACAGGAGAAAGACUAACCACUCCAAGGAGGAGGAGAGGAAGAAUGGGAUAGAGACAGAGACAGAGAUCAACAAUCUCACUGUUCAGAACAUGGACUGAGGCUAGAAAGAGAGGAACAGGAAAAAGGGAGAGAUACAGAGAGAGAUGUGGCCAGGCAUGGGGAGAGACAGACUGACUAGAGGACUGGUUCUGCGCCUGUGUCUUCUCCUCACCUCUCUCUGUGUCUGUGUUCACAUUUACCUGGAGCUGGGGAGCAGGAGGGGGGCACCUUCGCACCUCAUUUUAGGAUGUCCCACACAGACCAGCCAGGUGCUACCAGACAAGGGUGCGAGGACACGGGGGACAAAGGACCCCUUGGAGCCCAACUUCGGGACUGAGGACAGAGCCAUAAAGAGAAUGGUGUCCUACAUACGCACGCUGAAGAAUGACUCUGUAGCAGGGAAGACAGGGGGAGGGGACAACCCCUCCACGUGCUGCCCACCUUUGCGACCAAAGAGAAAGUCUCCCAGGUGGCAUAUAGAGCUCGAGCCGUGGGCCAGUGACAGUCACUCCCUGGAGGAGGAAGCUAGGAGGUUCCUUCACUACAUCACUAUACCACAGAUGUCUUGUGCCCCCCCUUCCCGAGAGGGCCCCUUGGUACUAGAGGGUCAGGAAGGGCCAAAGGGGCCCUGGGCAGUGUGUCUGGACAGGAGGUACAGCCUGGCACAACGGAUACACACCAAACACUGCCGGGUCUACUCUCUGGGGUUGGGUGUGGAGGAUAAAACCCUGGAGCGCUCUCUGGCCAGGGUGGGCUGUGAGGUACACUGCUUUGACCCCAGCCUAAAGCAGGCCCACCUGCAGGAGUCAGACAUGUGGCUCCACCGUCUCUCCGUAGACUGGAGGGACCCCAACCCAGCCAUCCCCGCCCAGCGACAGCACGGCAACACCAAGAAACUGGCCACCAUCCUCAACGAUUUUGGACACAGACAGGUGGAUGUUCUGAAGGUAGACAUGGAGAGUGCGGAGUGGAAGAUUCUGGAGAACCUGGUUCUAGAAGGGGUUCUAAGCUCAGUGGGUCAGUUACUACUAGAAGUCCACCUCCACUGGGCAGGGUUUGAGGUGGGUGGGGACGACCCAUCCGUGGUGCGCUAUUGGUUCAGCCUGCUGAAGGAGCUGGAGCGAGCUCACUUCCGCCUCUUCCGUUACCACAACGACCCAGCCAAACCCCGCCUUUUCCUGCACAGGAACUUUCUGAAUGCCAGCAGUACCUAUACACUGGGCUGGAUCAACAAUGAGUGGAAGACUUGAGAGCACUGACUGACUGACGGACAGGCCUCUGGCCAAUGAGAAGGGGAGACUCUGUGAAAUGUAGUCCAGCUAUGAUGGGAAACGAAGGAGUCGUCAAUCCCAUGGGAUGUUUGCCUUUGGAUAUUUAGUGAGCUCCAAAAGUAUUGGGACAGUGACAAUUGUGUUAUUGUUUUGGCUCUUUACUCCAGCAACUUUGAUUUGAAAUGAUAGAAUGACUAUGAGCGUAAAGUGCAGACUGUAAGCUUUAAUUUGAGGUGUAAUUCACUUAUGUGUAUUAAAGUAGUAAAAGUUAGAGGUAUAGAUAUCAUACCCCCCUAAAAAUGCUAAACUCCCCUGUUAUGUCUUGGGGUUAUGAUAUUUGUGCUUCUGUAACUUUCUCACUCAUCAUUAAUCACGAUUCAUUCAGGACUAGCCAUAAUCAUGGUGGCAUCCACAUUAAUAUAGAAGUGUUAGGAAACAUAUUAUAUUCUUAUUUACAAUAAAAGUACUUCAAAAUGACACAAUGUAUUAUAUACCAUGAAUUUCUAUUGGGUAUAAAAUAAUCUUAAACACAAAUCAAAUCAAAUGUAUUUAUAUAGCCCUUCUUACAUCAGCUGAUAUCUCAAAGUGCUGUACAGAAACCCAGCCAAAAACCCCAAACAGCAAGUAAUGCAGGUGUAGAAGCACGGUGGCUAGGAAAAACUCCCUAGAAAGGCCAAAACCUAGGAAGAAACCUAGAGAGGAACCAGGCGAUGAGGGGUGGCCAGUCCUCUUCUGGCUGUGCCAGGUGGAGAUUAUAACAGAACAUGGCCAAGAUGUUGAAAUGUUCAUAAAUGACCAGCAUGGUCAAAUAAUAAUAAUCACAGUAGUUUUCGAGGGUGCAACAAGUCAGCACCUCAAGAGUAAAUGUCAGUUGGCUUUUCAUAGCCGAUCAUUGAGAGUAUCUCUACCGCUCCUGCUGUCUCUAGAGAGUUGAAAACAGCAGGUCUGGGACAGGUAGCACAUCCGGUGUACAGGUCAGGGUUCCAUAGCCGGAGUUGAAACUGGAACCAGUUGAAACUGGAGCCAAAACACAACAGCAAAUGCAUCCAACAAGUUUGUAAAGUCACAAGGUUGAUGUAACCAUUGCAUGCUAGGAAUGUGGUGCCAAUAACUAAACUUUAAAUAUAUUUAUUAGAUUUGUUUUUCUCUCUAUUUUUUUUCUCCCCAAUUGGUAGUUACAGUCUCGUUCCACCGCUGCAACUCCCGUACGGACUCAGAAGGGGCAUGCAUCUCACAACCCCGCCAAGCUGCACUGCUUCUUGACACAAUGCUCGCUUAACCCGGAAGCCAGCCGCACCAAUGUGUCGGAGGAAACAAUGUACACCUGGCGACCAUGUCAGCAAGCAUUGCACCUGGCCCGCCACAGGAGUCGCUAGGGCAACCCGGCCAGCCAAACACUCCCCUAACCCGGACGAUGCUGGGCAAAUUGUGCGCCGCCUCAUGGGUCUCCUGGUCGCGGCUGGCUGCGACACUGCCUGGGAUCAAACCAGGAUCUGUAGUGACGCAGCUAGCACGGCGACGCAGUGCCUUAGACCGCCGCGUAACUCGGGAGGCCCUCAAAUACUAAACUUUUGACUACUUUAAUAAACAUGUAAGUGGAUUUGUCCCAAUACUUUUGGUCCGCUAAAAUGUAGGGACUAUAUACAAAAAGUGCUGUGAUUUCUAAACGGUUCACACGUGAUAUGGAUGAAAAUACCCUCAAAUGUAUGUCACUGUCCCAAUACUUUUACGGAGGUUUAUGUAAAGUUUUGUGAGCUCUACUCUCCUCCUAUCAAGCUCCUAUCAUUCAAACGAUGUUGAAUCACCACUCCCUGUUCCCUUUCCUGAUAUGACCUUAGACAUGGUGAGGUAAUUGCCUCUUGUGGCCUUGAGGUCCGUCCAUCGGUCAGAGCUGCUUCAAAGUGGCUGUGUUCUGUCUGGAGGUCAUGGCCUUAUCUGGACUUGGACCUGAGCCAAACCGUCCCGAACAUAGACAGAGACAUCCACUCUCUCCUGGAGAAUUCUCCUCAAAGGCACGGGCAUUGAAUAGUGAGGUAAGACCACAGCCCAAACUAUACUGAACAAAAAUAAACGCAACAUGCAACUUUU
Messenger RNA from Salmo salar (Atlantic salmon), 3624 nucleotides. Its product is annotated as putative methyltransferase-like protein 24. The record is from RefSeq and is a predicted model, not a curated record. Lineage: Eukaryota; Metazoa; Chordata; Actinopteri; Salmoniformes; Salmonidae.